Messenger RNA from Stegastes partitus (bicolor damselfish), 5081 nucleotides. It is a transcript of the gene atp8a2, whose product is annotated as ATPase phospholipid transporting 8A2. Gene Ontology annotation, molecular function: ATP binding; magnesium ion binding; ATP hydrolysis activity. Gene Ontology annotation, cellular component: trans-Golgi network; plasma membrane. The record is from RefSeq and is a predicted model, not a curated record. NCBI's taxonomy places the organism in Eukaryota, Metazoa, Chordata, Actinopteri, Pomacentridae. The coding region runs from base 9 to 3683 and encodes 1224 amino acids. Gene Ontology annotation, biological process: neuron development; phospholipid translocation. The transcript is spliced from 37 exons.
CCAGCAAGAUGUAUUUCAACCGGAGAGCCAAGAAGAUACACAGCGAGGGAGAGCAGUUAGUGUUGACCACCAUUAGGCAGGAGGCUUCUGAACUGCAGGACCCAGGCCAGGGCGCCGGCGCUACCAUGCGUGCCCGCCUCACAGACAGGUUUGACAAAACCUCGCCUCUCUCCCAUCAAUCCAACGGUGCAGGACCCGCUUGCUCGUCCGCCGGUUACCGCAAGGCAGAUGAUGAGAUGUCCGGGACCACUUCCCAGGCGGAUCCCGUAGACGCCACGGCGCGGACGGUGCUGCUCAACCGGCCACAGACCACCAAGUUCUGCGACAACCACGUCAGCACCACCAAGUAUGGGGUUCUCACGUUCCUGCCCCGGUUCCUGUAUGAGCAGAUCAGACGGGCUGCCAAUGCCUUCUUCCUGUUCAUCGCACUCAUGCAGCAAAUCCCUGAUGUAUCACCGACCGGUCGCUACACCACACUGGUCCCCCUCAUCUUCAUCCUCACGGUGGCCGGGAUCAAAGAGAUCAUAGAGGACUAUAAAAGGCAUAAAGCAGACAACACGGUCAACAAGAAGAAGACAACAGUGCUGCGGAACGGAGCUUGGCAGACGAUUAUCUGGAAACAGGUGGCAGUAGGCGACAUAGUGAAGGUGACCAAUGGCCAGCACCUUCCAGCUGACAUGGUUAUAGUGUCCUCCAGUGAGCCACAGGCCAUGUGUUACACUGAGACCUCUAACCUGGAUGGAGAAACCAACCUGAAGAUCAGACAGGGUCUCUCACUCACAGCCGGACUUCAGACUCUGGAGGAUUUGAUGGCGAUGUCCGGCUGUUUGGAGUGCGAAGGCCCCAACAGACACCUGUAUGACUUCAACGGCACUCUGCGGCUAGAGAACCAGAUUCCAGCUCCUCUGGGUCCAGACCAGGUGUUGCUGCGCGGCGCUCAGCUCAGGAACACCCAGUGGGUUGUAGGAAUCAUCGUCUACACCGGCCAUGACUCCAAGCUGAUGCAGAACUCCACCAAGGCGCCGCUGAAGCGUUCUAAUGUGGAGCGGGUCACCAACAUGCAGAUCCUCGUCCUGUUUGGCAUCCUGCUGGUCAUGGCGCUGGUCAGCUCUGUGGGCGCUGCCAUCUGGAACAAAGAACACACAGAAGACGCCUGCUGGUACCUGUCACGAGCCGGUGACAUCUCCACAAACUUUGCGUAUAACCUGCUGACGUUUAUCAUCCUGUACAACAACCUGAUCCCCAUCAGCCUGCUGGUCACUCUGGAGGUGGUUAAGUUCACGCAGGCGCUCUUCAUCAACUGGGAUGUGGAGAUGUACUACUCAGAGACGGACACGCCGGCAAUGGCUCGAACAUCCAAUCUUAAUGAGGAACUGGGCCAGGUGAAGUACCUGUUUUCUGACAAGACAGGAACUCUCACCUGUAACGUCAUGCACUUUAAGAAGUGCACCAUUGCAGGAAUUACAUACGGCCACUUCCCUGAUCUUGACUGUGAUCGUUCAAUGGAGGACUUCAGCAAUCUUCCGUCCAGCAGCAACAACUCCACAGAGUUCGACGACCCAACUCUCAUUCAAAACAUUGAAAAGGAUCAUCCUACGUCACCUCAGAUCUGCGAGUUCCUGACAAUGAUGGCGGUUUGCCACACGGUGGUACCAGAGAGGGAGGAAAACCAGAUCAUCUACCAGGCCUCCUCGCCUGACGAAGGCGCGCUGGUCAAAGGAGCCAAAGGCCUCGGCUUCGUCUUCACUGCUCGGACCCCACACUCAGUCAUCAUUGACGCCAGAGGAAAAGAGAUGAGCUAUGAACUCCUAAAUGUACUGGAGUUUUCCAGUAACCGCAAACGCAUGUCUGUGGUGGUCAGGACGCCCAGCGGGAAGCUACGGCUGUACUGCAAAGGAGCUGAUAAUGUUAUUUUUGACCGCCUGACGGAGGCGUCUCAGUACAAAGACUUAACUGUUGCUCAUCUGGAACAGUUUGCCACUGAAGGUUUGAGGACGCUGUGCUUCGCGUACGUGGACCUGGAAGAAGGGGCUUAUCAGGAAUGGCUGAAGGAAUACAAUCGUGUCAGCAUCGUACUCAAAGACCGCGCUCAGAAACUAGAGGAGGUUUAUGAGCUACUGGAAAAGAACUUGAUGCUGCUGGGUGCUACAGCUAUAGAGGACCGUCUCCAGGCGGGCGUGCCAGAAACAAUCGCCACUCUGAUGAGGGCUGACAUCAAGAUCUGGGUGCUCACCGGAGACAAGCAGGAGACUGCCAUCAACAUAGGUUACUCCUGUCGCCUGGUGACACACGGCAUGUCCCUCAUCAUCGUCAACGAGGACUCUCUGGAUGCUACUCGUGCCACGCUCACGGCUCACUGUUCAUCCCUCGGCGACUCUCUGAGGAAAGAAAACGAGCUGGCGCUGAUCAUCGAUGGCCAGACGCUGAAAUACGCCCUGUCCUUCGAGCUCCGCCAGGCCUUCCUUGACUUGGCGUUGUCCUGCAAAGCUGUCAUCUGCUGCCGAGUGUCUCCGCUGCAGAAGUCUGAGAUCGUGGAUAUGGUGAAGAAACACGUGAAGGCCAUCACGCUGGCGAUCGGCGACGGCGCCAACGACGUGGGGAUGAUCCAGACGGCUCACGUCGGAGUGGGGAUCAGCGGCAACGAGGGCAUGCAGGCCACCAACUCCUCGGACUACUCCAUCGCACAGUUCUCCUACCUAGAGAAGCUCCUGUUGGUCCACGGAGCAUGGAGCUACAACCGGGUCACGAAGUGCAUCCUCUACUGUUUCUAUAAGAAUGUGGUCCUCUACAUAAUAGAGCUCUGGUUCGCCUUUGUGAACGGGUUCUCCGGCCAGAUCCUUUUUGAGCGCUGGUGUAUAGGCCUCUACAACGUGAUAUUUACUGCACUGCCUCCGUUCACUCUGGGGAUUUUCGACCGGCCGUGCAGCCAGCAGAACAUGCUCCGCUUCCCACAGCUGUACCGAAUAACCCAGAACGCUGAGGGCUUCAACACCAAGGUGUUCUGGGGACACUGUAUCAAUGCACUGAUUCAUUCAAUUAUUCUCUUUUGGUUUCCGCUCAAAAUGUUAGAGCACGAUUCUCCCUUCAGAAACGGUCAAGGAAACGACUACCUGUUUGUGGGAAACAUGGUCUACACAUACGUGGUAGUUACAGUGUGUCUGAAGGCUGGAAUGGAGACCACCGCUUGGACCCGGUUUUCCCACCUGGCAGUAUGGGGAAGCAUGGUGCUCUGGAUGCUCUUCUUUGCCGUCUACUCCGCCAUCUGGCCCACCAUUCCCAUUGCCCCCGACAUGCUGGGCCAGGCUGGCAGGGUGAUGCAGUGCUGGCACUUCUGGCUGGGCCUGGUCCUGGUGCCUACUGCGUGUUUACUCAAAGACUUUGCUUGGACAGCCACACGUCGCACUGUGAGGAAGUCUCUGCUGGAGGAGGUGCAGGAGUUGGAGGCGCGAGCCGUCGAUCCCGGGGCUGCAGUACUUCGAGACGCCAGCGGCCGCAGUCUAAACGAACGAGCCCAUCUGCUGACAAGAGUCUUUAGGAAAACACCUUCGAGCGUAGGACGCUCAAACUCGGUGCAGCAGACGGUGUCACAUGGCUAUGCCUUCUCUCAGGAGGAGCACGGUGUGGUGUCCCAGUCCCAGGUAGUGCGCUCCUACGACACCACCCGCCAGCGUCCCAGCCUCUAGCCCCACCCCUGAUCAAGGCGUUGGCUCACCGUAGCAAUGGUUGUCCAGGUGACAGCGGAGACAGACUUAAGCGACACCCUCACGCUGGGUGACCGACCCCUGCUGUGGCCUUACUGGAACUAUGACCGGACCCCUCGCCGGGGGCGGGGGGUCGCGGUCAGGCGUGGUGGCCGUCGCCAGCGCGUGGAGGACUGACUUGGGAGAAGGGACCAGGCCAAAUAUACAGAACAAACAUUGUUGAAACUCACAAAAAGCUGCACAGGCAUGAGCAAUCACAUCCACGCACAGACAUGACAAGUCAAACUCAGAGACUGCUCCUCAUAUCUGUAUACCCGUCAGACUGGGUUUGAUUCAUGCCGCUGUGUGUCGACGUGUGUGUGUGCGCGCCCGUGUGUGCGUGUGUGCGUGCGUUCCCGUGCGUCUGUAUCUGCCUGUGCAUGUAUGUCUGCACGCAUUGGCGCUCCUGUGUUCGUGUGCAUGUGUGUGUCGGUCCAUGUGCGUUCGCUUCCCUCUCAUCUCCCGCCCAAGAGGUGGCUCGUCUGUCAACACAUGCCGACGCGGAAAGAGACGUCAUAAUAAACGCACACACUCACACACGUACAGAUGAAUUCCUUUUUAAAGGGAUGGAGGGAAGCCUGCCGGAGCCCUGCACCCCAGCUACAGGCCGCAACCCACCCUCAUUCCAUCGCAGCACCAAGCCUCACUGCCAAACACAGCAGAGAUGCCACUGAGGCAGAACCCCAAACUGGACCACCACCCUGCUGCAACCCCUCCUGCCCCACUGGGACCUCUUGUUGCUUAUCUGCCUCCUUCAUUUCUUCCCUCCUUAUCUCCUCCAUCUCAUAGCCGCUCUGCAGCCUCCAUGUCUCUCCUCCUUUACAAAAAAAUCCACUUUAUUUUUCCUGUUUUUUUUGUUUUUUUUUUAAAUUCUGACCGCUCCUGUGAUCCCCGAUGCCGCCUGUCUAGCAUCGCCAGCUGAUGUAGAAGCAGCAUGCCUGGCAUUAGCGCUUCCUCCUUCUUUUCUGUUGGAAUUCCACUCUUUACUGGACUGUUUCUCCUUUUUUUUUUUUUAAAGUGGACAUUAAUGUGAAUUUGUUUAUAAUUUUUUUUUUCUUUUCAUUAAUGCCUGUUUUUGUACUCAUAUGUGAAGACAUGUCUUAGAGGGAAUAUUUUACUUGAACUAGUCCUAAUAGGCAUCCAAAAAGAAGGGAUUUGAUUGAAAAACUCGGGUAAAUCAUGUGUUUUUUCUGGCUCGGGGAUUUGUCUGAAUGUAGAGUCCAUUGUCUGUGUGCUCCGCGUGGAGGACUCUCUGGGUCAGGAAUGCAAGACUGAAAGGUUGGGAGAUGGGGGGGUUCCAUCUGAGUCCUAAUCAUUAAAUCUAAUCAAUCCAUGGCCUGA